Messenger RNA from Saprolegnia parasitica CBS 223.65, 1359 nucleotides. RefSeq lists its product as hypothetical. The record is from RefSeq and is a predicted model, not a curated record. The coding region runs from base 1 to 1359 and encodes 452 amino acids. The transcript has a single exon. Lineage: Eukaryota; Oomycota; Saprolegniomycetes; Saprolegniales; Saprolegniaceae.
AUGGUGUGGUCCGACGUUGGCGAUGUCUUCGACGUGUUUGUGUUGGACGACGGCCGCCUCACUGACGUUGACGUGAAAAACUCGACGACCGUCGCGCCCAAGUCUGGUGGCUUCUCGGUCAUCGUCGCCUGUGGCAAGACCGACGCGUGCCACGUCGCGUGGGGUCUGCAGUGGUCGCCGCCUUUGCCAGCGGCGCAUCGCGCUCUCGCGAGCAUAACUGGCUGCAGCUACUCGGGGACGUACGAGACAACCACAUCGCACGACGAGAUCACGUUUGUCUGCGACUUUGUGCAGCCAGGCCUCUUCACACCGACGUUCAACAGCACUCUGGACGCGUUUAGCGUCGGCAUCUACUAUGGCUCGAGAGCCGCGGGCAGUUGGUGUCUCAACGACUGCUACACUAUCAUCGCGCCGUACGCUUUCUACAGCACACGCACCGAGAGCCUCCUGCUCACGCAAUCCGGCACGUACACGGUUACGAUCCUGUGCAUCAAUGGAAUGAACCAUGACGAUCGGCCUUGCACUGUCGGUGUCAACUACAACUUUCGGACCUCGCCGCCGGUGCCCAUCUCGGAAGAUGGGUCCAUCGAGCCGGCGUUCACGAACUCGUCCAUGACCUCUCGAGAGACGUGCUCGUAUUACGCGCGCUCGGUGCAAACGACGCCGACCGCGCCGUACCUCGUCUUUGCGUGCGACGACGCGCUGCCGUCAACGCCGUACUCGGUCUACGUCAGCUCCGUGGACAACUUCAAAGUGUUUGGCUACAAUGGCAUGCUGGACGCGUAUGAUUAUGAUCGGCUGCGCUACGGAAGCAGAUCAGCACUCGCGUUUCAAGGCGAAUCGUACGCGGCGUCCGGAUACGCGAAUUCGGGCAAGAAUGUGCUCGUCAUCUACUGCGCCAACGACUACCACGCGCCGUGCAACUUUACGGUCCAGAUGACCAUGACGACACCCGCCCCGACAUAUGCCCCGACACCCACCCCGGCGCUCUCCGUGUGCCCGGUCGUCGGCACGUACGCUGCGACGGGGAUGCGCCUGACGCUAUUGGUUGACGGGACGUUCACCGAGUCCAGCGAAAGCGGCAGUGGUCCCACGUGCUCGAUCAUGGGGCGGUACGCCAUCUCGGAACAGCGCGCGACCUUUCUGAUCAUGACCGUGUCGGGCGGCUGCACCAGUCCCUUUUCACCCAACGCAAAGCUCGCGAGUGUUUUUAUCUUCUCGAGCGACUGCCAGCGGCUAACGCUCAACCUCACCAGCACCCCCGUGCUACUGGGGCGGUCCUCGGAUGCGACUACAGCGAUGACGAGUGCAGUUAUGCUUAUGGGCACGCUCAUCGCGUGGCUCACACUCGAGUACUGA